Molecule: messenger RNA, 910 nt
Organism: Pimephales promelas (fathead minnow)
Lineage: Eukaryota; Metazoa; Chordata; Actinopteri; Cypriniformes; Leuciscidae
Source: RefSeq, a predicted model, not a curated record
ACAUCAUCUUUGCGUCACAGCUGCGCCAUCAAAACAGAAAGUAGCUUUCAUAUUUAGCUCUUUUACACUUGUCAUUUGCUUAUUAAUGAAGAAGGUUAUGUUUUAUCUGUUCUAAACAACAAGGAACAUUCUAGCAUUACCGACUAGACGUCAUGGCACUGCGGGCAUGUGGAUUUGUCAUUUUUCGGCGUUUGGCCCAGCACCCUCCCCCUGAUAAUAUAGAGUUCCUGCUGCUGCAGACAUCGUAUGGAGAACACCACUGGACACCACCCAAAGGUCAUGUUGACCCUGGAGAGGACGACUUGACCACCGCCUUGAGAGAAACACAGGAAGAAGCAGGUUUAGGUAAAGAUCACUUGCGUAUUGUCGAUGGUUUCCUGCAGAGGUUGCGCUAUCAGGUCCGGGGAAAGGACAAAGAAGUCCUCUACUGGUUGGCAGAGCUCUGUGACCCAAACACACAGGUCAUUCUCUCAGAAGAACACCAGGAUUACCGUUGGGCAAAACUAGAGGAAGCCUGCAAGAUGGCAAAAUACCAGGACUUACAGGACACACUUACAGCAGCACAGCGGCAUCUAGAAACACAAGGCAAACAGUAACAUUUUACACUUGGAUUUGAUAUUUAGACACUGAUGGUGUUGAGUAAAUGCAUUCAUCUUUGUAAAAUUGUUAUAGUGAAAAUGAUAUAUGUGUAAAGAGAUAUUUGACAUGACAUCCGUCCCUUUUGCUCCCAAGCUUUUUAGAUCUCUACUUGCUAAGCUGAAUUUAAUUUGAACUCAUAUUAAAUUGCUCCAACAUAGUUAAAAAUGUUAAGAUAAACUCACAACCACUAAAUCUCCACCAACAAACAAAACAAAGCUGACAUUCAUUUGAAGAAUGUUCAGGGACACGUUUUUAUCCGAAUCAAGUGAUA